Amoebophrya sp. A25 is the source of this 764-nucleotide messenger RNA. Lineage: Eukaryota; Dinophyceae; Syndiniales; Amoebophryaceae. The record is from the annotation of a GenBank genome assembly.
AUGUCCAUGUUGAUGCUCCCUCACCCUCAAACUAGGUACUGCAAAGCCAUCCUAGAACGAUAUUUGAUGGAGGAGUGCGUCGAACAGUGUAUUGUACGGAUAGAUGAUCAAUAUCUACCGAGAUUGAUCGAAAAACACCCAGAAAAAGCGCCAGAGGUGCUGUACAACGAAGCGACGCAGACACUGGAGGACCUUACGAAAAAAUUGCCGAUUGAGAUUGGGUAUAAUUAGGAGAAAUUUACGUAGAUGGAGGUUGUAAGUUUAUCUGAAUUUUUUAUCUAACAAGACUGGACAGCUGCUAUUGCAGCUCGUGUUUUUGUUUUCGUUGAAUGUUGAGAGCCGUAAUACUCUCAACUUCCGCUCAUCAACUACACGGCUCAACAGGUACCUCGGUUUGGGACCCGCGAUUGUGGAGAUGAUCAUGCACCGAAAUAUCGAAAAGAUGAAGUUGAUAAACCACGUAAUGAUCAGAGAUGUGAGGAAAUUACGGAUGUGAGAUACAGACUUUCUUCGAAAUUGAGAUGAGGUCGAGCAAAAAAAAGAAACUGUCAGAACUGACUCAUUGAUAGAGAAUAUGAGAAUUCUUGCGCACCUAGAACUGUUGAGCACCAAAACAAGUGAUCUCCAUUUAUUCCCUUUCAUAAAAAGAAAAUGAGAUCAUCUUCACCUCUGUGGAAGAAGUAGAAGACCUUCCUGCUCUGAAGAGAUACUUCUACAGGUUAGUCCUAGUCACUGACUUCUGAAUGAAAUCGACAGCGCUCGUU